This is a messenger RNA of Ceratina calcarata, 4394 nucleotides long. RefSeq names its product E3 ubiquitin-protein ligase mind bomb 2 (gene mib2). The record is from RefSeq and is a predicted model, not a curated record. Lineage: Eukaryota; Metazoa; Arthropoda; Insecta; Hymenoptera; Apidae. The coding region runs from base 115 to 3126 and encodes 1003 amino acids. Gene Ontology annotation, biological process: protein ubiquitination. Gene Ontology annotation, cellular component: cytoplasm. The transcript has 8 exons. Gene Ontology annotation, molecular function: protein binding; ubiquitin-protein transferase activity; zinc ion binding.
GUUUCCGAGUCGCGAUCCGUCGGGUACGUGAAAAGAAUGCAGCACCGUAUAUGAUUCAUAAAUCUCUCGUGCUAGGCUCGACCGUUUCAGGGUCGCUUACAGAAUCCUGCGGAGAUGCUCGAGGUUGGCUUGAGGGUUGUGCGUGGACAGGAUUGGAAAUGGGACGACCAAGACGGCGGAGAGGGUCACACCGGCACGGUUGUAGAAAUCGGGAAACCUCCGUCUUAUGGGAAUCCAGCUAGUCCGUACGCGUCGGACAGGACACCUGAUAAAACAGUGAUCGUUCAGUGGGAUCACGGAUCGAGAAGCAAUUACAGAAUAGGAUAUCAAGGAGCUUACGAUCUGUUGGUGUUCGACAAUGCAGCCACGGGCGUUAAACAUCCAGAGAUCAUAUGCGACGGAUGUAAGAAGCGGGGAAUAAUCGGGAUUCGAUGGAAAUGCGUUCAAUGCUGCGACUACGAUCUGUGCACGCAGUGCUACAUGGCCGACGUGCACGAUCUGACUCACUGUUUCGAGAGGUUCCAAACGGCGAACUCCGUAGGGAUUCAACUGACUCCGCGAGAAAGCUGCACGAAGAUACCUUUGAAGGGGAUAUUCAUAGGGGCGAAAGUCGUUCGCGGUCCCGAUUGGGAAUGGGGCAACCAAGACGGAGGAAGAGGGAAAACUGGUAGAGUGAUGGAUAUACGAGGAUGGGACAACGAGAGCGGCCGGUCGGUGGCGACGGUGACGUGGUCCAAGGGCAGUACGAACGUGUAUCGGCUGGGAUACAAGGGCUGCGUCGAUUUGUGUUACGUGGAGGAGGCUACAGCCGGCACGUACUACAAGGAACAUCUCCCGCUGCUCGGACAACCGGUGAUGACGGUGUCCGAUAACGUGGCGAACGUGACACCGACCAGAAGCGGUGUCCCUAGCGUUGUGUCUAGUCCGCGGCACUCGACGUUCAACGUCGGGGAUAAAAUAAAAGUAUUAGUCGACGUAGAUACGCUGAAAGAGAUGCAAGAGGGCCACGGCGGUUGGAAUCCGCGGAUGGCGGAGUACAUAGGAAAAGUCGGAAAGGUACACCGUAUUACGGACAAGGGAGACGUACGAGUUCAGUUCGAGGGGUGCAAUAAUCGGUGGACUUUCCAUCCGGAUGCACUGACCAGAGUCAGUAAAGAUGCGUUUUCCUUGGGCGAUAUCGUCAAGGUGAAGACCGACGUCGCCGCAGUGAAACUGUACCAACGAGGCCACGGGGAAUGGAUAGACGUGAUGAAGAACGCUUUAGGGAAAACCGGCAAGGUGAUCAAGAUAUAUUCUGACGGAGAUUUGAGAGUCGCGUUGGACGGGCACACGUGGACGUUCAAUCCUCUGAGCGUUACCCUCGUGCCUCCCGGUACGGAGACCGCGGCUCUCCAGGAAGAGGCAAACAGGAAUCGAGAGUGGACCGAAGGCGUCGACACGGAGGUCGAGAAGCUGCUGAGAGAUGCGGCCAGAGGAGAGGCCGGCGUCUCGGCGGUCCAGGAAUUUCUGAAGAAGUACCCCGGCAGAGUCGACGCGAGGGCCGGCGGACCGGGAGGUGGCACGAAAACAUGUUUGCAAGUGGCGGCCCAUCAGGGCCAACGAAACCUGUGCACUCUUCUUCUGGACGCCGGAGCGUCUCUACGAGCUGUCGACGAGGACGGGGACACUCCCCUUCACUAUGCCGCUUUCGGCAAUCAACCGGACAUAAUGGAGCUCCUGCUCUCUCGCGGUGCCGCGAUAAACGCCGUGAACAACGGGAAGUGCAGCGCGCUACACGUGGCCGUGAACAAGCAACACGCUCAGUGCGUAAAGGUUUUGUUACGACAUCAUUGCGACGUUGAUCUCCAGGAUUCGUACGGGGACACGGCGCUGCACGAUGCCAUUGGAAAAGAUGCGCUGGACAUAAUCGACGCGCUUUGCUCCUGCGAGAGAGUGGACUUCACCCUGAGGAACAAACGGGGCUUCAACGUGCUGCACCACGCUGCCCUGAAAGGCAACGCGCAUGCGACGGAGAGAUUGGUGGCCCGCGCAAGGCACUUGGUCGACGUUAAGAAAGAGGACGGCUUUGCGGCACUGCAUUUGGCGGCUCUGAACGGACACAAAGACGUGGCCGCGAUACUACUGUCUCCGAGCGGAGGAAACGCAAAGGUAGACCUGCGAAACAAUCGUCGGCAGACGCCGUUGCACCUGGCCACUUCCCAGGGCCAUUGGGCUCUCGUAGAGCUGCUCGUACAUCACAACGCCGACACGGCCAGCACGGACGCCGACGGGGACACGGUGCUACACAUUGCUAUAGUGAAGAGUCCCAAUCAGAGCAACGUGGUUCCUACGCCCGAGACUUGUCGGGACUCGCCUCUGAUCUAUGCGAUUUGGCAAAAUCUAGCGAGGCAAGAAGCGAAGACGGAACUGGCGUUGGCCUGUUUCUUGGUAAGCGUCGACAGAAGCCGGACGCUGUUGGAGCACGUGAGGAACUCGAAGAACAAGACGCCGUUAGAUCUCCUCGAGGAGGAUGCUCAGCUUGCUCCGUACGCCGAUCUGCUGCGAUGUUACGAAUACCAAAAUCGCAGUGAUCCACUAGAAAUAGAAAAUGCCUCGGCCUUGCAGCAGCCCUCGCUGUAUCGGAUAGACGCACCGUUGCAGUUGGAAGCGGUGCUAGGGACCAGGAAGGGCGUUUCGACUUCCGGCGAUGUUUCCGUCUGUCACGCAUGCUUGGGUUUGGCGGGGAACGGAGGAAACAGGUUCGAUCCGGGCAGCAGGAUGACGAUCAUGAACUGCGCGCACUGCGGGCAUGGGAUCGCUAGAACUGAAGGCAUUCAAGAUGGCCAAGCGGCGACAGGAGAAGUUUCGUUAAAGCAACAAGAGAAAGAAAAGGAUAACGCGUUGGACGAGAAGAAAGAAGAGAAUCAAGACAAAGAAAGGGAGAAGGACAAGGAUUUGGAACGUCUGCGAUAUUUAGAGACGCGGGUAGCCGAUCUGGAGGAAGCCAACAUGUGCAGUAUAUGCAUGGAACGUCGUCGGAACGUCGCUUUUCUUUGCGGUCACGGAGCUUGCGAGCAUUGCGCGGCUCCAUUGAAGACUUGCCACAUGUGUCGCAAAGUGAUCACUAAGAAAAUUAAUUUGUACUAGAAACAACCGGUCGUCUGACUUCAUUUCCAGUUACCCUCGUGACGCGUCAGCUUGUAAAUACGUCACAUUAUUGGCAUUUACGAUGUCGACUGCCAAAUAAGGACAGUUUCCUUCAUAAUUUAAAUAUCGAGCAUUCAACGAAGUCUUCGUACGAUUUGCACCAGCGUUGUGCCAUAAAUACGGAAAUAAGAACGAUGCGUUCGAACGAGUUAGAGAUCGGGCGAGUGUCAAAAUUUUUACACGUUUCCUACUUCGUUCGCCGUGUUUGUACAUUGUGUUUUAUGCAGAGAUAAUCGCGUGCUUCUAUUUGUAAUAAACUGCAGACACUACGCUUGUCGUGUCCCGUCCAUAUUGUACCGUCGGUUAAAGAUACAAGCGAAUCAUAACGAUUCCGUUACACGCGUCGAGAGAAUCGUGACGAUUCAACGUGUUAGUGAGAAAAGAUACAGGGGAUCUACGUACGGCGAAAUCGGUGCCUGGUAUCUUUCAUUAACACGUUGUUCUCUUUUCGUUAAUACUACUCGAACGAACAAAAGGUGAAACGUUGAAUAAACCACGGAAUCUUUUCAUACAUAUCGUAUAAACACCUAACCGCGAUAUACACGUUGCAUACCGUUAUCAUCAUAAUCGUAGAUCGCGAUUUUACCGUUUUUAUAUCUAAAGGUUCAUGCGGCAUUAGUGUAGCAUCGACAAAAGAAAAGAAUUACACAUUCGUAAUAUAUACGUGGAACAAGAUGAUAUCGCGAACGAGAUAUCGUUUCUAGCCAAAAGUAAUCAAUAAAUAAGGAUAGUUUUUUUUAUCAUAAAGCAUGUGCCACGGAUAUUUAUACCUAUUGCCAAUGCGUAUUUAUACAGUUUUACUCGCGAGUAGUAUUAGAAAAGAUUGGCUGUUCGUUAGUCCAGCGGUCCAAGCGCAGAACUUUCGACAGACGGCAAAGACUUUUUCAAAUGAGAUUGCACAAUUCGAUACCGAAUAGUAAGCCUAAUGUUUGUGAUAAUUCAAUUCACUAGAAGGACGAUGAAUUUUCUUCCGUUUUAAAAAGAAAAUAAACAUACAUACAUACAUAUAUACAUACCCACGCAUCACAUGUGUGCAUAUAACAUGUAUUUAUGUAUGUAUUAUGUAUGUACGCUAAUGGUUGUAUCGUCGCGAAGUUUAUGCUAUACGUAGCUAAAACAAUAAAUGUACUUUUAAGCGCCGAUAACAAAUUUCUACGAUUUUACGUGAUACAUAAUUUAAAUAAACGAUAUAUGUAUGUAUAAAUGAA